AUGUCAUCAGCUUAUCAAAUUUAUCGUUCAACAACUAUUGGUUUGGCUCUUGACGAUACUCUUCACGAACUUGUUCAUCGUCAGAUACUUUCUUCUCGUAUUGUUCAUUAUAUUCUUAAUGUAUUUGAUGAAAUAAUCAAUAAAAAAUUGACUUGUCAAUCAAUAAAAGGAAAAAAAGAAGGUUGUCUUUCCUUCAAAGGUCAUCUUUUGUCAUAUAGAUCAUGUGAUCAAGUAUGGACAUUACUUUUUAAUUCAUUUAUAUUGACGUCAAAUAUUGAUUCAUUAUCGAAUAUAAGUUUAACCAUUCAGAAUAACAAAAUAAAAAUAAUCACUUGUCCUUCUAACAAGUCAAAUUUAUCUAAUACUCAACAAAUAACAACAAAUGAAGAUGAUCUUGAGAUAAAAUCAAAAUCUUCCAAAAAAUUUAAAUCUACAUAA
Messenger RNA from Rotaria sordida, 438 nucleotides. NCBI's taxonomy places the organism in Eukaryota, Metazoa, Rotifera, Eurotatoria, Philodinida, Philodinidae. The record is from the annotation of a GenBank genome assembly.